GUGCACUAGAGACAGCUCCCACUGUGAGAACAUUGCCACUACAUCUCCUCAGCCCAAAUCGGCCAAUCUCCGCUCCACCACCCCCUCGGCCUUCCAGCAGAAGCUAUCACUGUCCUUAACUGCAGCAAUGGUCAGAGAAAAGACAGAGCGUGACUAUCGCCGGGAGGCUGCACGUCCCGAUAAACGGACCCGAGAGCUUCUUCGACAACAGCACGAAAGUCCGGGAGCUAAAGGAUCUGCAAGCCGAAAAGGGAGUCACAAAGGCGUCAAAGGCAAGAGGAACGGUGCGCUCCAGGGAAAGGGCAAGGGUGGCUCUAGCCGCCCUCCCUCUCCGACCACUCCACCUCCUGGAUUUUCCGGUGUGGGACAGCGAGCCAGGCCGCCUUUGACACUAUUCUCCCGUCGUGCAUCUUCUUCUGAACCACUGAGCCCUCGAGAACCGCCAUACCCGCCCCCGGUACAUGAUGCCGGCGAAGAGGAAGAGGUUGAAGUGGAGGUUGAAGCGGAGGGAGCGACAACCUCUGCGAUUCCACAGCCUGCCACGCCGUCAGGUUCGGGAGAACCGGCUCAAACCAGUCCAGAGGAGAUGAUCCCUGAGACUCCACCUCCACUUCCUCCAGCUGCCACUCUGGAUGCACAAGAGGCGGAGCCCAGAUUGGUUGUCAAGUUGGAACCCAGAGAGCCAUUAGAUGCGGCUGAGGAUGCAACGACUACGGCGGUCAGUGGCAAUCCCUCUUCGGGCUCCACUCCGCAUACAGCUGAACAUGGAGCAGCCGUGCUUGUGUAUCCCUCGGUGGAUGGAACACUGGCGGAGCUUGGCCCCCUCUACCGACGAGAAGCCACUGCACCAGAUGCCACUGAUGGCGUGGAGGACCCAGCUGAAUGGCAGGUUGAGGUGGACGGAGUACGUAGACCCCUGCCUGCUAUGCCGGAAUGGAUCAAGGACGCCUUGGCACAUAGACCUACCGAGGCAGCGCCCCUCACAGCCGCAUCAGUUCGCGACGGUCAUGAACCACAGGCUGGUCCGCCACACGGGGCGAAAGCCUCAGACUCGAACUCCAGUACCAGCAUCGCGGUGACCAGAGUCAAAAGGCCGAGAAGUUUCAGUCCAACCCGAGGCAGCCCCUCUGUGAACCUCUCGGCAGGGGCCGAAGCAGAACCUACGGACAAGAAGGAGCACAAGAAGACUUCGAAAAAGGAGAAAAAGAAGGAUGCGAAGAAAAAGAAGAAGACAAAAAGAUCUUCCAGACGCAAGCAUCGCCGUCGUCGCAGCUCAACAGGCUCUACCUCAGACUGCGAAGAUGUGGCACCGACGGCCGCCGAUACAGAAAUCCGUGAGGAGGCCUCUAGCCGACACACUCCUCCGGAAGGCACGGAGGCGGCCGCUGAUCCCAGGCCUGCUGUACAGCUAGUAGAUUCUGCACUAACGCCCACCUCGCCAGCUGAAGGCGAGAGAGACCACUCCAGCAUCAGCGAGCUUGCAUGA
This is a messenger RNA of Symbiodinium necroappetens, 1486 nucleotides long. NCBI's taxonomy places the organism in Eukaryota, Dinophyceae, Suessiales, Symbiodiniaceae. The record is from the annotation of a GenBank genome assembly.